Brenthis ino (lesser marbled fritillary) is the source of this 504-nucleotide messenger RNA. NCBI's taxonomy places the organism in Eukaryota, Metazoa, Arthropoda, Insecta, Lepidoptera, Nymphalidae. The record is from the annotation of a GenBank genome assembly.
AUGGCUCGUGGUUUUCUUUUAUUUGAGGCACUAGAGAUUGAGAACCGUGAAAACCAACGGCGUCACAGCCGCGUUACAGCACGACUGAGACGUAGACUUCGAAAUCAAGCCGAAGCUUUGGCGCUUUCUGAUACUGACUUCAAAGCCAACUACAGACUUACUAAGGAGCUGUUUAAACAUUUAUGCUCAGAGUUAAAACCAUUCAUGGUUCGGUUGAAAAGGAGAACAAAAAUCUCUGUAGAAUGCAAAGUGCUUACAGCUCUCUCAUUCUAUGCCACUGGCUCUUAUCAGAAGCCUGUUGGCAUGAGCUACUUGCAUGGGCUCAGUCAAGCUAGUGUAUCUAAUGCUGUGAAAGAAAUAUGUGAUAGUGAUUUAAAUAUUUUAAAUAUUGAUGCAUCAUUUGGUGGUGCUUCACAUGAUGCAUACAUAUGGAAAAAUGGUGAAAUUCAGAGCCAUCUCCAAGAGCUUCACAGUAGAGGUGAAAAUGUCUGGUUUCUAGGUGCA